AUGGACGAGCUAUUGGCGAAACACCGCAAAGAACAAAAAGACCUUCAAGCACGAAUCACGCAGAAGAAAAAGUCCGCCACUAAGAAGACCCGCCGAGGAAUCAACGAUGAAUGCGACCGACUACAAAGAGAGCUUUCCGAGCGCCACCAGUCCGAGAUUGCACAGCUAAAUGGCGAACCCACCGAACCCGUCGAUGCACUCGAGGACCUGAAUCUCAAUGACACGGAUGGUGAAAAUGGAAAAGCAGAGAAUGCAGACGAGCCUCAAGCCCCUCAGACACCGGAAACACCUGAAAAUACAACUGCGCCUUCCGCAGAGCCAACGUCCGGCUCUCGUCAAAAGAAGCCGAACCGUCAGAAGGCACGGCUUGCACGCCGCGCUGCGGAACAAGCCGCUCAAGCCGAGAUAGCUGCGGAGGAGGCUGCGAAUCAGACGGACCACCGUGGAAAUGAGAAGGAGGUUAUGGAUGGAGCCUUCAAACGGUUAGGGCUGAAGGAGACUGAAAUCACCCCGGACGGGCACUGCCUCUAUUCGGCCGUCGCCGUUCAGCUGGACGAGUCUGGUGUCGGCUUGAAACCUGACCCAAAGCGAAUCGUUCUCCAGCCUCCGACGCAAUCUCGAAUCGAAACAGUGACCUCCCCUAAACACGAUGGCUACAGAGCGGUGCGAGCGGUGACCGCCGAUUACAUUGCUGAACACAAGGACGAUUUUGAGGCAUUCAUGGAGGAACCCUUGGAGCAGUACACGCGGAAGAUUAAGCUCACGGCUGAGUGGGGAGGGCAGCUGGAAUUACAGGCCAUUGCGAGGGCCUACGGGGUUGAAAUCAACGUGGUUCAAGCCGACGGACGGAUUGAAAAAAUCGAGUCGGGCGAUGACAGCUUGGAAGACGAGAACAAGCGCAUUCUAUGGCUGGCUUAUUAUCGACAUACAUACGGGCUUGGUGAGCAUUAUAAUGCCCUUGCAAAGAAGCCUUAA
Molecule: messenger RNA, 975 nt
Organism: Aspergillus steynii IBT 23096
Lineage: Eukaryota; Fungi; Ascomycota; Eurotiomycetes; Eurotiales; Aspergillaceae
Product: deubiquitinase OTU2
Exons: 1
Coding region: 1-975 (324 amino acids)
Biological process (GO): protein deubiquitination
Molecular function (GO): cysteine-type deubiquitinase activity
Source: RefSeq, a predicted model, not a curated record